Molecule: messenger RNA, 564 nt
Organism: Octopus bimaculoides (California two-spot octopus)
Lineage: Eukaryota; Metazoa; Mollusca; Cephalopoda; Octopoda; Octopodidae
Source: RefSeq, a predicted model, not a curated record
AUGCCCACUUUGGAGUCAAGGUUUAUAAAGUAUGCCAGUCAACUGGCAGAGCCUGUAGGUACACGUGGCUACACUGGUCAGGACAGAUUGGAUCUUCCAGCAUCAUCUCUAAUAUCAACUGAUGUUGUGUUGUUGCCCAAUGAAAACUUUUUUGACAAAGGCUACAAUAUUUAUAUGGACAACUGGUAUUCCAGUUCAGACCUCUUCCUGCAGGUGAGGAGGACUAAUGCCUGUGGGACUGUGAAGAUGCACAGAAAAAACAUGUCACCUGAUUUUCACAAGAUAAAACUUCGAAAGGGGAAAGCAGCAUACCCAUGCCCUGAUAGUGGCAUUCUCACUCUAGUGUGGCAUGACAAGAAAAACAUCUGCAUGUUAUCCAAAAUGCAUUCUGCAAGCACAAAGGACACUAGGAAACAAGAUACAGGUGGUAAUGCCAUAAUGAAACUGAGUGUAGUUGUUUCAUACAAUGAAGGGAUGGGCGGAGUCAAUCACUCAGAUCAGCUGGCAACAACACACAAAUCGAACUUUCCUUGUGGAGUAUAUUAUGAAGUUGAAAAAUAUUGA